Molecule: messenger RNA, 1753 nt
Organism: Macrosteles quadrilineatus (aster leafhopper)
Lineage: Eukaryota; Metazoa; Arthropoda; Insecta; Hemiptera; Cicadellidae
Exons: 8
Coding region: 108-1637 (509 amino acids)
Source: RefSeq, a predicted model, not a curated record
CAGAGGAAACAUGUUUCAUUGCAAUGACAGUUGAACUGCCCACUGUAGUGAAUACAACCUUAGAUAUGUGAAAGUGACAAGUGUGUAAACAUUUAAAAUAGAUAAACAUGUAUUCAACUCUUGCUCCAUUUCUAAUGAUUUUUACUGAAUUAAUCCUUGCUCAAGAUAAUAAACAAAAUGAGGAUUUGUCGAGUUCUGAAGAGGAUUUUCUGAAUACUCCUAAAUUCAGUCUCCGCUCUUCAGAUUUUGCAGAGAUCGCAACGACUGCAUCAUUUGUUGACAAGUCAAUGUUUAUCAAAACUUUCGUGGAAGAUAAAGAAGUAGUUGUCAUUACUGCUCCAAAUCAUUUUGGAAAAUCAACAAAUGUAAACAUGCUUAAAAGAUUUUUGGAGAUUGAGGUAGAUGAUGAGGGUAACAGGAAGACAAAAGUUUUCAACUUUCAUCUUCCAAUCCGGGAUACUGAUAACUACAGACUGUUUGUUGAGAACAGACUCAAAAUUGCGGAGAACCAAACCUUCAUGGAUCAGUAUUUUGGCAAGCAUCCUGUAAUACAUGUAGACAUGGAGUAUGACAAUAUCCAUGUAAUGAGUUAUGAUGUUGCUGUGGAACAGAUGAAGUACAUUGUACAUCGCAGCUACGUCGACCACGCGUAUCUCAGAAAGAGUGACAGGUUGAACUCAAAUGAAAAAGCGACAGUCAAAAACUGGUGCAGCACAAGCGGCUAUUCAAAAAUGCUUGAGACAGACUUAUAUGAUAGCUUGAGAUCCUUGUCAAGAUUCUUGUAUCGCCAUUAUGACAACCGUAAGGUUUAUGUCCUCAUCGAAAAUUUUGACUCUCCAGCAAUCAAUGCUAUUCUGUUCGCUCUAACGGAAGACAUCAUGGGAGGAAUUUAUCGUCUCGUGUCAUCCAUUAUUCUCAAGACUUUGCAGAAGAACUCUCAUACAUCUCGAGGCCUCAUCUCAGGUAUGUCCUACAUAGCAGGGUCGCCAGCAUUGUACAGUCUCGGCUAUGUACACGUGUGUCGCUUCUUAGAGGACCACUCCUACACUGGCUUCCAUGGACUGACACUAGCAGAAGUUGAACAACUGUUUUCAUCAGAUAGGCUCAACCUGACUACUGACAUGGUCCAUCGUGUAGAGACCUCGUACGGAGGCUACAAGACCACCUGUGGUAACCUCACCAUGUACAACCCAUGGUCCUUGACUCAUAUGUUGGUAUACAAGACGGUGCGAGACUAUUGGGAAGGACCUGGAAUCCCCAUCAAUUUAGUAAACCUUUUACGAGUCCCAGCCCUGAGAAAUGAGAUCACCUUACUCACUGAAGGCCGUGAAAGAAAGGUCAAAUUAAAAAAGAUAUAUGCUCCAGACGAUGUGAUACGGCUGCGGGAUUUGAUCCAUAAGCCUGAGUUGCAUCGUGAGCUACAUUACGCAGACACAGUGCUGAGCUUGCUGGUCGAGCUCGGCUAUCUGUCGUAUGUGCCUACAGGUCAGAGUUUUACUGGGCGUCACCUGGUGCGAGUGCCUAACAAGGAGAUGAGACGCCAACUGCUAACUACCAUCAAUAAAUACAAGAAUUACUACAGUGCUGUUGAUCUGGAAGAUGAACCGGGCAAGAAACAUUUCCGUUACCAUACUUGAACUAGUAAACAUGGGUUUCUCCUUUUAUCUCCCACUUGUUUGACUAAUUAUUACAUUGUUGAUACAAUAAAUUAAGGUUAUGGGAUGCUAUGGUGAUAUUUUUACGCAAAAAAUGA